Xenopus laevis (African clawed frog) is the source of this 1630-nucleotide messenger RNA. It is a transcript of the gene tedc2.L, whose product is annotated as tubulin epsilon and delta complex 2 L homeolog. NCBI's taxonomy places the organism in Eukaryota, Metazoa, Chordata, Amphibia, Anura, Pipidae. The record is from RefSeq and is a predicted model, not a curated record. The transcript is spliced from 11 exons. Bases 425 to 1567 code for a protein of 380 amino acids.
GUUAUUUAUUCCAAAAUCUGAUGUCCUGCAGUUGGUGACAUUGCAUUAUGUUGUCUACGUCAUGCUCUCAAAGAUAAGGGGCUAAAUAUUACAAGAUUGUUGGCAAAAGAAGGAAAUUGGGAUAUUAUUCCACUCACGAGAAGAUCAUCUACAAGUGGAGAAGAUUGCAGACAACUGCCAACUUGGACAGGCCUGGCCAUUCCAGCAAGUUCUUGCAAUAAGGAUUCAAUACACUCACAGUUUGUUGCUACUGUCCUUGCUGAACCAGGCACUUCUAAGCUGUAAGGAAGAGGAAAAGCACUUAGAGCAGCAACUCCGGGAAUGCAGAGUUCUUUUGGGUCCUUGGAAAAAGGAGAAGUGUGAGAAUCUGGAGCAGGAUGAGAAGGAGGAUGUCACUGGAGACAGUGCUCCAUCAGAGAAGGAGAUGCAGGAGGUGGAACUGCUUAAUAAAGCUCUAGAGAAAGCCCUGAGGGUGCGAGGCACCAGCAGUUCAGAAACAAGUGCGGUCAAAAUGCCAUCAAGUGCUCAAAGGACACAGAGCCACCCAACUAUUGUAGAGAAGCCUGCCAAGCAACCUAGUAAAACUGUAGAUCUACGCACAAAGUCAGCGGCUUAUCGCUUGAAUCCUCCAUACAGGACUAAUCCAGAGAAAAAAAGGGUUUGUGGAUCCGGAAGGGCAACUUCUAAUGGCAAAUCUGUGCUCUUGGCAAGUUCAGCUCCGCCUGGAAGAACAAACGACAAUAACACUAAGUCAGAAUCUAAAGAAGAAUUGAAAACAGGCAAAAAUAUGAUUGGAUCGUCUAUUGGUGAUUCUUCUCUACCUGCUCCCUCAGAGAACCUAGGGGACACAGAGCCGUGUUAUGUUAAACUAAAGCAUAUAGGAGCAUCUUUGAAGCUGCCAAUGGAGUAUCGGCGGGAGUACACUAGAAAUAAUAAAUUGUGGGAAAAAUUCUACGAGAUUCAGAACAUCAUUUCUUCACCACAGCCAUUGCUUAUGGAGAUGUUACAAGAGACCUUUGUUGCAGGCUCCCCAAGGCAGAGUCUCGCUGAGUUGGAAGAAGAGACACUACGGCUGAAAAUGGCUGUCACCAGCAUACAACAGAGGAUAGACAUCACUGAAAAAUGGCCUGCAGCUGGUUCUCGUCAUUGGUUAAACUACCGUGCACUCAUGAGCUUGGAGGUUCUGCAAGAGGAGUUGGCCCAAGACCUUUUGGCUCUACGUCUCCUCAAGCAAGAUGUAGAGCAAUAUCUAAAGUGGGAUGAAGGAAGCCAUGCUGGUACCAUACCACUAAAGCCUAGAUGUUGCCCCGCCUCUGUACGUCUGGCUCCUCCUCUUCUUGUAUACAACCAGUUUCAAGAGCUUUCCCAACUGACCCGGUGCAGGCUCCGCAUUCUGGAGCUGCAACAGAAGAUCUAUUUACAGAAGGUGCUGAGUGCGGAGCUGCUUUCCGAGGCUGAUUCAUGCUGUCACGAUGCCCCAGAAUCCUGGAUGCUCUUCAGAGCCAUUUACACACAGCUGUGUGAGGGGGGAGAUAGAUUCCCUGUGCUCGUUCGUGAAGACAACUGAACAAGAUCAGGUGCACGUAUACACUCGGCCCAUGGAUGACUAGUAAAAGUGUAAUUUCCUUGA